This is a messenger RNA of Pseudomyrmex gracilis, 697 nucleotides long. Its product is annotated as storkhead-box protein 1-like. The record is from RefSeq and is a predicted model, not a curated record. Gene Ontology annotation, cellular component: nucleus; cytoplasm. The transcript has 2 exons. Gene Ontology annotation, molecular function: DNA-binding transcription activator activity, RNA polymerase II-specific; RNA polymerase II transcription regulatory region sequence-specific DNA binding. Gene Ontology annotation, biological process: positive regulation of transcription by RNA polymerase II. The coding region runs from base 218 to 697 and encodes 159 amino acids. NCBI's taxonomy places the organism in Eukaryota, Metazoa, Arthropoda, Insecta, Hymenoptera, Formicidae.
GAGCUUUUUGGAAGCAAAUUCGAGGUGUUGGUGGAACGCGGCUUUGAUAGAUGCAACUCGGCAGCUUAGGUAUAAGGGCCACAUAUCGCCGGGCGUAUUAAUAGUUAGUGGACCACCAUGUGCCCUCGAGGUUUUAAGAGCAGCAUGGGCGCGAAACGUUCUACGACCACCCGCAGACCACUCGAUCACCUGUCUUGGCGAUAUAGAAGAUUGUUUAAUGGCUCCAGUUACUCAAGGCCAGUUUACACCGCUGCCAGAAGCUUUAUGUUGGGCCAUUCUGGAAUUGACUUCUCAAAGACAAGCUGCGACCUUAGAUACUCUCAGAACCGCCCUUAAAAAUGCCUUCCCGGCCAUGCAAAGACCCAGCCGAGACCUUGUUUAUGACGCUCUGGCAAAACUUAUGCAAGAACGGAAGAUCUAUCAUACUUCUCAAGGCUACUUCGUCGUAACGCCCGAGACCAAGAGACUCAGACGCGAUUCCGGUAAUUCCAGACGAUCUAAGGACAUGAGCGAGUCCAGAGGUCAAGGUAGCAUGCUAAUGAGCAAUGAUGAGGCGGUGGCACUCGUGCAUGGCGAAAUGAUUACUCUGCGAGAAGGAGAUAUUACGCAUCAGGCUGUACAGACAAACCUAGCGGACGUUAUUUGCGGAGGUAAAACGAGAUUUGCUCUCAUUAUUUUGUUGUCUGAUUUCCCUUAA